Molecule: messenger RNA, 477 nt
Organism: Gordionus sp. m RMFG-2023
Lineage: Eukaryota; Metazoa; Nematomorpha; Gordioida; Chordodea; Parachordodidae
Product: replication protein A 14 kDa subunit-like
Exons: 6
Coding region: 116-466 (116 amino acids)
Biological process (GO): mismatch repair; nucleotide-excision repair; double-strand break repair via homologous recombination
Cellular component (GO): nucleus; site of double-strand break; DNA replication factor A complex
Molecular function (GO): single-stranded DNA binding; damaged DNA binding
Source: RefSeq, a predicted model, not a curated record
UUUUAUUUCUUGAUACCUCGUGAUUGCACGAAACUGUGAAAGAAUGGAGGGAUAAAGCUAUGAUAACUAGAUUUCAAUAAAGAAGAUUAGUAAUUUAAUCAUAUAAGUUGUUGGUAUGGAUAAAGGCGCCAAAAUAAGAUGCAAUUCUCAAAUGUUGCCUAAACUUAAAGGCAAAAGGGUAUGCCUUUUGGGAAGAGUUACUAAUAUUGACAAAUCUCAAAGAGCCUGUUAUAUAGUUUCUAGUGAUGAAAAAAGUGUAAAAGUUAUCAUGAAAGAUCAGAUUUUGAAUUAUCCAAAAAAUAUUUGUGAAAUAUAUGGUAUGGUAGAUGUUAACUGUAACAUUAUUUGUGAUUCUUUUACUUGCUUAGAUGAUGUUGAAGAUGGACAUGAAGCUUUUGAUUUUAGUACCUAUGAUCAAGCAAUAAAUUUAGCCCAUAAUUUCCCAAAUUUUUAUGUGACAAAAUAAGAAUAUGGAAG